Molecule: messenger RNA, 552 nt
Organism: Saxophila tyrrhenica
Lineage: Eukaryota; Fungi; Ascomycota; Dothideomycetes; Mycosphaerellales; Extremaceae
Exons: 2
Coding region: 1-552 (183 amino acids)
Source: RefSeq, a predicted model, not a curated record
AUGCACCUCUUCGACCUGCCUUACGAUGUCCGACACCAAAUCUGGACGCAUGUUCUCCCACCAGGACAAAUCUACAUCCAGGCUACAGCUAGAGGCUUGAGGAGCAUUACUCCCGAGGAGAAAAUACCUGUCGAGCUCCUUAGAGUGUGUGAAGCCUUGAAUGCUGAGGUCGGAGCGCAUCUGUACGGCAAACUAUUGAACAUUGUCGGACGCAAGCAGGAUUGUCUGGUUGCAUACAAGGCGAUUUUGGAGACCACGAGGAAGUACGCUCGGGAGGAAGUAAACGUGGAUGCGUUCAGUAACGGCUCGCAUUCCGCUACCAUGUGCAUCAGCAUACACGCGGGCCAAGCCAACAGGGCUUACCUGCAACGACGAGAACGAGGCGAGCCAAAAGCCAUUGAGGAUCUCGAGGAAGAACUUCGCGGGAGCUCGAAAGUGACCGGUGGACUAUCCCAUAGCUCAGAGACUCUCGAAACAUCCCAAGCACCGAUCGAAUCACCAGCAGAGUUAGUACGACGGAGAUCAAGUCGCAACAGUGUUCGGCAAGAAUGA